This is a messenger RNA of Thyridium curvatum, 417 nucleotides long. RefSeq lists its product as uncharacterized. Gene Ontology annotation, molecular function: structural constituent of ribosome. The transcript is spliced from 3 exons. The record is from RefSeq and is a predicted model, not a curated record. Gene Ontology annotation, cellular component: mitochondrial large ribosomal subunit. Bases 1 to 417 code for a protein of 138 amino acids. Gene Ontology annotation, biological process: mitochondrial translation. Lineage: Eukaryota; Fungi; Ascomycota; Sordariomycetes; Thyridiales; Thyridiaceae.
AUGACGAUAAGGGCAGCGGCGCAAAAGGUCACCACUGGCCAGAAUGGCCUCGGGGCCUUCAUCCUGCAAUGCAAAAAGAUGGACUUCCACUACUGCGACUGGGCCGGGAGUUCCAAGGGCAUGAACUCUUUCAUCAAGCACCAACUCCCCCAGUUCGCCGCCAAGAACCCACAAGUCGAGAUCACCGUUUCCCCGAGGCCGUCAAAACACCCGGUCAUCAUUGGCCACUACAUCAACGGCAAGGAGAGAGCAAUCUGUGUGAGGAAUCUCGAGGCGACACAGAUCCUGAAAAAGGCGGAGCUGCUCCGCGACGCGACGGGCGAGAAGAACAAGAAGUUGAGCAAGCCGGUCUCGAGUAUCAACGAGAGUGUCAGAGGCAUAUGGAGUCCGUACCACGGAAACGGCAUGCAGGUAUAG